This is a messenger RNA of Lingula anatina, 2233 nucleotides long. RefSeq lists its product as uncharacterized. The record is from RefSeq and is a predicted model, not a curated record. NCBI's taxonomy places the organism in Eukaryota, Metazoa, Brachiopoda, Lingulata, Lingulida, Lingulidae.
UUCGAAGAAAACGUUUUGGCGGGAAAAUCCCAGACAGGAUGCCUUUACCCGUUUUAUAAACAUUAAAAGUAAGAUAAGACGCGAGUUGUAUCGGAGUCGGGUACAUUCGGUUUUCUAACGUGAAGUUUUGUUACAAUCCAGUGGAGUUUGGUACAGUGAUACUGGUGACAUAAGGCAUGCCCCGUCGUGUUAGACACGUGGACCAACGACCAUUCCCUUUGGUGUCAGUGUGACUGAUGUACUGGCGCGCCUAUACACGAUACAGAGUUUACAUUGAUAAAUUACUAGUAAUCAUCAAAGUUUUGACGGCCACUGACGCAAAUUGAGCACUGAAAGAGAAAACUCCCAAACAUAAUCAGGGUUAAUCUCACUCCAAAGGAAUCCAGCAAUUUGUUUUGUCACUUUUAACCAAUCCGUUUAUAUUGGUUGACUAACACUGACGAGCUCAUAACUAAAACCUGUGGAAAACGAGUGUCGGAGAAUAGUUUUACGUUAGGAGUUUAUUGAAUUCAGCAGUCGUCGUCUUUACUUUUUGGGACCGUCCUUUGCUUUAAAAAACAUAAUUAGACAAAGUCUAGUGACAAGAAUAAGGUUCCAGGGCCCAGAGUUCGCGCAGAAGACAGGAUAAAGCACAUCAGCAACAACGAUGACCAGAGCAAAGAAAUUUUUUGCUGGAUAUAUACUUUGUGUAUUAGUUGUGUAUUGUGGGUCAAGAGUAGUGGAUGUGAAUCAAGAAAAGUCACCAAAAGAUACUUAUAUGGAGAGACGAUCUAUUCAAAUAAUUAGCAACGUGUCUUGCGCCGAGCUGACCCGUAAAUAUGCCACUCAAAAUCUGACCGACGAUGAGUUGAUGGAGGUUUUAAAACAGAAAGGGGGCGAAUAUUUGACUGAGUAUAUGGCUAAGACCACUGAAGAAGCAAAGCUGAUGUUCAGGCCGUUGAAUAAGCCACAUCGACCUAAGCCCGGGAAACAGCCACCCAAUCCUCCGCCAGGCCAGUUGACGCCCCCACCGCCGCGGACUGACCAUGGACCGUAUGCGCCAGGCAUAAAACCAGAGUCAAGUUAUUUAGCAUCAAACGACUUAAUAAAAAUCUUUCGACAAUUUGCAAAAAUCCAGAGAAAGUGCGGCAUGACGGUUGCCAAGGUCCCUGAAAAUAUAGUUUCGUAUGAUGGGACUUACGGUCGAAAGAAGCGUCAGAGCAAUUCUGGCAGUGUGACAACGAAUGGUUCGUGUGUGUACAGAGGCACCAGUGAUGACGGUUAUUUACAAAUGUGCACUACUUGCUCUACAACUACAACAUUGUCGGACUCCUACUUUCCACGAGUGCUCAACGAAGUUUCCUGUGGAGAUGGUUCGUCGUCUACCAGCUCUUCGGCUAACGAUAAUGGCUGCUUGUUCGUAUCUGGAACAGCAAACGGCCAGUGUAGGCAGCAGUACAUAUACGUGAACAUGUUGCGCAAGACGGGCAAGUGUAGCUUGGUCACCAACUCUGACGGCAAUGCAGUGGCUGUAGACGAGUGGGAGCUGUACACGCAGCCAAUUCACGUCUCCUGUGAAUGCAUGGUGGAUGAAAGAUCGUUCUUAUCUAACUUCGUUACCACAUAGUCAUGGAGUACAAACUUUAUUAACCCACUGAUUGCUGCGUUUCAGUGAAUUUGAGGUUAAUUUUCAUUAUAUUUUUCACUUUUGAAACUAGUUUUGUGCACUGUUUUGUCCAAUGCCUGUGUAAAAUACAAUUAUCAGAUUUCGAUUUAUAUGUGAACUAAGAUUUAUCUCCUAAUUCUUCUAUGAAGCACCCAAGUCUCAAAGUACCUGGUUUAAUAGGCAUAACUAAAUCGCUGAAAUUGCUUAAUACUGUGUUUCUGUCUCUAUAUUUUGCUCAAUUUACGAGUGCUUCUUGCAUGUGCUCUAAUUUCACAAGUUCUCAGUUGUUCAAACAAAUCUUCAAGAAUGUUAAAAUAAAAGUUGCCACCCUUUUUGAUCAAAUGUAUUUUGUAACUGCAAUAAUAUUAUAUGCAAUAAAAUGAUAAUAAUCUAUACUGAUAUUUAUGUUGAAAACUGAACUGUUUCCGCUCGAAAAUAAGACAAAAAAAAUCAAAUGUAUUUUCGAAAGUGCCAAGGAAAAUCUAUUUUUUCCGAUUUGGUCGUGGCAAUUAAUUGUAGAGAAGUAGUGGCAUUCUAGUAAACGGCAUGCGACACAGGUCUCAUUUUAGAUUAUAAGUUUGUUUAUAC